Messenger RNA from Onychostoma macrolepis, 2785 nucleotides. Its product is annotated as GTPase IMAP family member 8. Bases 308 to 1678 code for a protein of 456 amino acids. The transcript has 4 exons. NCBI's taxonomy places the organism in Eukaryota, Metazoa, Chordata, Actinopteri, Cypriniformes, Cyprinidae. The record is from RefSeq and is a predicted model, not a curated record. Gene Ontology annotation, molecular function: GTP binding.
CUCCCUACAUCCCUCUUCUCUCUACUUGCUUCUUUCUCCCAGCUCCCUCCUGCUGUUUGUCCCUGAAUGUAUCAUUUCAUGAAAGAAAGAGAGUGAAAAGGAAGCAGAGCGAAAGGUUGCAGGGGUGUUGUAUAAUAAUAAAAAAAUCAGUUGAAGAGAUAGGGAAAGAGAGUAGGAGGGAGAUGAAAGGGGAGAAGGGCAUGUUUUGAGCACAGGCAACUGGCUGCAGAGACUACACAGCACGAGAGAGAGCAAAAGGGAGAGAAAGAGAGCGAGACAAGGAGACAGCGCAAGACCUAGACACAAGAUGGCUACAGUCUCUUCUGAUUUAAAUGCUGCAGAGGGCUCUUCUCUAUCCAUCCGGCGCCUCCUGUUGUUGGGUUUCCAAGGCUCCGGUAAGACCUCAACACUGAAUACCAUAUUGAGCCAGGAGAAAAACCCUCCUGACGACUCCCAAACAGACCAACUACACUGGGUAGACAUACUCACCUGGCGACUACUGAUUGUUGACACUCCUGGAUGGAAGCUGGAAACCAAAGACACGACUGACGAGAUGGACUCAGCAGAGAAUCAGCAGUCCAUCGCUGAUCAAUGUUCUCCUGGUCCUCAUGCCCUACUGCUGGUGGUUCCCAUUGGAGUCCCAUUCACCGAACACCACUGGCAAGGUCUCUGGACCCGAGUUAUUGCACUGGGAGCAGGGAUAUGGAGGCACACAAUGGUUUUGUUCACCUGUGCAGAUCAGUUGCCACAAGACAUGGGUGUGGAGGAAUUUAUAGUGGAUGGCGGGGCACCGCUGCAGAGGCUGGUGGAGAGGUGUGGCUGUAGGUACCAUGCCUUGGAUAACACCAGCUUGGACAAAAGUGCUCAGGUUGCAGAGCUUUUGCAGAAAGUGGAGGAGAUGGUAAAGGAGAAUCAAGGCUGGUUCUUUGAAAUGGUGCGGCCAAGCCUUGGAUUUGGGGAUGAAGAGACUGACAAUGAAAGAGAAGAGGAUAGAAGUACAGAAGUGGAGAGAACAGCAGCAAUGUUUAGAUCUCCACCAAGAGAGUUACGAGUGUUGUUAGUAGGCUGGCGUGGAGCAGGUAAGAGCUCUGUAGGUAAUCUUCUACUGGGCUGUCGUGUGUUUGAAUCAGGACGCCCCACUGAGGUGUCUAUCCGCCGUCAAGCAUUGGUAGCUGGUAGGCGUCUCACGGUUGUCGACACACCAGGUUGGGAUUGGUUCUCUGUCCAGCGUACACCAAGCAACAUACAAAGAGAAAUCAAACUGGGGGCAGGGCUUCUCCAUCCUGGCCCACAUGCGCUCUUACUGGUCAUCCCCGUGGUCUCCACCCUCACUCCCAAAAAGAGACAGGCCCUUAAGAGCCACUUGGAAAUGUUUGGCGAGGAGGCAUGUCAGCACACACUGGUGCUGUUUUCAUGUGGCGACUGGCUGUAUGGCACAUCAAUUGAGGAACACAUCCAGCGGGACGGAGGCGAGCUGCUGAAACUGAUGCAGCAUUGCUGGAACUGUUACCAUGUGCUGGACUGUACCAAAGCCAACAAGGACAAGGCACAAGUUACUGAACUCUUGCAGAAAAUAGAGGAGAUGGUAGCAGAAAAUGGACAGAAACCUUUCUUACCAGUCAAAUUGAACCAAGAAUUAGACGAGGAGGAAACAAGUGGAAGAUGCAUUCUGCAGUGAAGGCGAUGUAAAGUGCAAAUCUUAGAGGAAAUUACAAGCUAUUGACCUUUUGGAUCCCAAAACAAGCAGUAUUAAUCCAAUUGUUUAAUACCCAUAAGGCCAUUUACACUGUUUAUAUAUGUCAUAUAUUUAGUUGACAGAAUGCAAACUCAAUUUGAACUGAACAUUCCACUGCUUUUUAAUUUCAUGGUCAUUAUGUUCUACUUAUGUCGACAUUCAGUAGCAUACAUACAGAAGUACAAACUAGAUUUCUUGCUCCUUAUGAAUUCUUCACUGGACAUUCACCUUUGCUAGAAGCACGUAGCACUUAGUGACAUGAUAUUUUUGUUGAACUUGUUUCCUUCUAAUCCUGUGAGCUACAAAUAACAGUAAUAACUGAGAGCACAAAUAACAGUAAUUCUCAGCACUCAAAUAUUGAAACUCUUGCCAAAUGCAUGCACUGGUUUCAAUGAUUAUUGUCUAGUGUUAGGUAAAACGCAUGGUGGAACCAAACAGACGAAAUGGCCAAAAUGAUUCCAUCCAUUACCACGUUGUAUGACAGGACUCUUAAGCCCAGUAUUGUACAAUAUUUAUACAACCUGCUAGCUUUUCAUGCACAUUGAAACAGUGUCAAAUAAUAUUUAGUAAAACUGCAUAUUAUGAAUUUGGUCAUUGUAGUUACUUACAUGUAGUUUGAAUGUACUGUAUUAUCAUAAAGUCUAGAAUGUGCACCUGAAAUAGAGCGGGAUUCUCGAGUAUACAACUGUUCAGACUAAAUGUGCAAUUGAGCACCUUAAGAACAUUCAGGGAUUCUUCUUGUUAAUUUGAUAUGAUUGGUAACUAAUAAGGAGGACAUAUCAUACUUACGACUGUGAUGUCAGCAUUGUAUUCUAUAGUUAAUGUGUGUUGAGCAUUCAGGGCAUGGCUGUUGCUAUUGCAUAAUAAUAAUUAUCAUGUCUGCUCAUUUUCAGCACAGUAUGAUAAUAUGCUAUAAAUUUCCAAGUGCUUGGGCAAACAUUUCGGCCUCAAAAGUGACAUUCAACUGGUUUGACUUAAGACACUCGGAUGACUUAAAAGUUUAGCUUUUGUAUGCUUUUCACUUCAUAUUUUCAUAUUAAUAAAGAAUAA